Lachancea sp. 'fantastica' is the source of this 1350-nucleotide messenger RNA. Lineage: Eukaryota; Fungi; Ascomycota; Saccharomycetes; Saccharomycetales; Saccharomycetaceae. The record is from the annotation of a GenBank genome assembly.
AUGAGCUACUCUUCAAUUGAUCCAAAAGCUUCAAAACUAAUAAAAACAGUAGUUAAAAGACCAAUUAACGACUUAAUGGCCGUCAAAACUAUAUAUAUAGCUAGACAUGGAUAUAGAUCGAAUUGGUUACCUCAGGGACCGUAUCCGCCUCCUCCAACGGGUGUAGACAGCGAUGUGCCAUUGGCUGAGCACGGUGUCAAACAAGCCAAAGAGUUAGCACAUUACAUCAUGUCUAUAGAAAACCAGCCGGAACUGCUGUUUUCGUCACCUUUUUAUCGUUGUUUGCAAACUUGCGAACCCAUCGCGGAUCUUUUGGAACUCCCAAUCCAUGUUGAACGUGGUGUGGGAGAAUGGUACAAGCCAGACCGAAAGGUGAUCCCAGAACCUGCAUCUUAUGCCAUUUUGAACAACUUUUUUCCUGGGAAACUGAGUCCUAGCUGGGACCCUACUGUGAUUCCAAGUGGGAAAGGCGAGACCGAACAAGACAUUUUCAACAGGUGUCGUGAAUUUUGGCCCAAGUUUAUAUCUAGGGUCGAAUCGGAGUUCCCCAGCGUCGAAACCAUUUUGAUCAUGACACAUGCGGCGACCAAGAUCGCGCUUGGGAUGAACUUAUUAGGAUUUGAUAACGCUCGUGAAGCGAUCGAUGCAGAUGGAACCACCUUAAGAAGUGGAAGCUGCUCGCUAGACAAAUUCGAGCUGAUCACAGGCAACAUCAGCGGUGAAGAAUUGGUUGAGGUGCCCUUUGAAAAUAGAAAAUGGCAUCUUACCAUGAACGGUAACACGGAGUUUUUGGCUGACGGCGAAGAAAUGCAUUGGGACUUCCAAUACGGAUUUGAGGCCGGUUCGGAUGCGGAUAUCAAAGCCAGACUCGAGAUGGCCGAGAAAAAAAAUGCGCAAGCUGUCACCACGCACACUAACGCAACUGCAUUGCACGAUGCGUCUCGACCAGAGUCGGACUCAGACCGUUACGAAGAUGUGUAUUUCAGCGUUGAUGUGCCCAGUGAGAAUCUCAAGGAAAACGCCGAGAUUGAACCUAGUGCAAGUCUACAGUAUUCCGGUUUAGAAACGAACGCUCCUCUGGUAAGAAUUGGCGAUAAAGUGUACGAGGGAAGCUGGCAAAAACUCGUGGGUACCGAAUUGGUCUUCCCUACAGCAGCGGCAGCCGCCGAGGCUAGAGCCGACGGAUCGAAUGAUGAAGAUGAUGAGGACGACGACAAUGACAGUGUUAGUAACGAGAACUCUGAAGCUACACCAGAUAUCGAAAAAUCUGAAGACGAAAGCGGAAAGAAGGCAGAAAAAAUCUACCGUAUUACAGACAAGCUAGUCUUGGAGCAGGUGCAACCUAUGUGA